Molecule: messenger RNA, 509 nt
Organism: Myzus persicae (green peach aphid)
Lineage: Eukaryota; Metazoa; Arthropoda; Insecta; Hemiptera; Aphididae
Exons: 1
Coding region: 1-489 (162 amino acids)
Source: RefSeq, a predicted model, not a curated record
AUGGCUUGUGUCGAUGCCGAUGGAUUAUUUACGACGAUAGAUGUUGGUGAAGUUGGAAGAAAUAGUGAUGGUGCUGUAUUUCGAACUUCAAAUCUUGGACGUGCUUUAAAUUUAGACAUAUUACAAUUACCUCCUCCUAGACCUUUACCUUCAAGUAAUAAUGAAAAUAAUUUUCCAUUUUAUUUUGUCGCCGAUGAAGCUUUCCUCCUCACUAAAUAUUUAAUGAGACCUUAUCCAAAACGAAGUUUGGAUAUUAAAAAAGGGGUGUUUAACUAUAGACUUUCUAGAGGCCGCAAAAGCGUCGAGUGUGCUUUUGGUAUGUUGGUAUCCAAGUUUCGUUUAUUUGAAGGGCCAAUUUGUUGUAAGAAAGAAACUAUAAAUAAUAUUAUAAAAGCUGCCUGUGUCCUACAUAAUUAUAUUCGUAUCAAACAAGGAAUAUUUUCUCAUCCUAAAAUAUUUGACACACAACAAGAAAAUCGACAAGUUUAGGCUCAACAAAAUCACGAGAG